This is a messenger RNA of Rhagoletis pomonella (apple maggot), 1563 nucleotides long. RefSeq lists its product as uncharacterized. The record is from RefSeq and is a predicted model, not a curated record. Lineage: Eukaryota; Metazoa; Arthropoda; Insecta; Diptera; Tephritidae.
UACGAAAAAUACGAAAAAAGUGAAUUCUUUGUCAAACAAUUGAAUCUGUUUAUUUAUUGUAUAUUUUAUUAUCUCAAGCAAAUACCAAUUUCUACCGAUUCAAGUUAAAAUAUUCAAGAUGCCUGAGAUACUUAAUACUAUACCGCCGCUAUCAUUGACCAUUGAGAAUCUAAGCGAAACGGAUGGUAUCGCCACCGAUCGCUCGACCACUCCAGAUAGCGCUACGCCUAGUACAAGUGGUAGCCGGAGACCUUCCCUUGAGCACAUGAUUAAACGGAAUCCACAUCAAGCGAGCAGCGCGCAGAAUAAGAAGACACGCAGAUCUAUUUUUCGGCGGAAUCAGAAGAAGGCGCCAUUAAAAGUUGGUUCACCACAAAAGUGCACGACUGCCAUCUGCCAGAAAUCUCAAAUUCCUCGUGCCUUGUUGCUCACGCGGUCCUCGUCGUCAGCAUCGCUUAUCACCAACGUUUCGCGCAAUAUAUCAGCAGAGUCAAAUGCCAAAGAAGAUAAAGUUGAGAGCAAGACUUUAAAACCAGUCGCUGCAAACGCUUUUGAUGUACAGCCACCACACACCACCGCUGAUAACUUGGUCGUAGCCCACCAACACAGCGGCAGCAAUAUUUUCACUAACAUCGACAUUGUAGCGACAACCUCAAAGACCCCCGCCACCCAGGUUUCUUUGCAACGACAGUAUACAGCUGCCGUACUCAAUUUCCAAAUCCGUAAAUCUGUUACACAAAUGGAUUUGAAGCGCACACGACGUGACUACCUCAAGAACCGCCAAGUGCUAGCUUCGACGCAGUCACCAUCUAUAAGUGGACUCUCGCAGGGCUCCAGAGCUUUGAUGGCGAAUGAUAACAACGCCGAUAUAGCUGGCGUGAUGGGAGCCUCAAGUCAAUCAUCACUGGUGAACAAAAUUUUCGACCAAAACAGUUACUAUUACGUGAUACAGGAUCAAAAUUCUAAGGUUGCUGGCAUGCGCAUUUUCGCAACCAUUAUGCUGAACGCUUGGCGGAAACGCCGUGACGAGGUUAAACGUCUUAUGGAGGAAGUCAACGAUCUGAAGCGUGGUUCAAUAAAAGCCAAAAACCAAUUACACGUUUUCAAUACACUCUUUCGCGUUGAGCAAAAACGGAACGAUGAUCUCAGUCUUCAGUUGAAACGCUCUCUAGACGAUAUCAAUAAUACAAAAUCUUCUUGCGAGAGUCUCACCACUUCGCUUAUCAGUCUAAAGGCGGACAAAGCAUUGCUCGAACAGCAGAUUCAAAUAAAAGAACAGGAAUUUGAUGGUAUCAAUGCGAUACUAACCCAGACUAAAUCCGAUUUAUUUAAAGCUAUGACCCAACAACGAGAGCUGCAGGCUAAUUUGUCUACCGAGCAACGCAAGGUGCAGGCGUUAGAAGCACAGAAAAACGAGCUGAUUAACGAGAUUUGCGAAAUUAACAACGAAUCAUUGUGGAAGGAGGAGAAACUACGGACUGAGAUGAAAGAGAAAGAUGAUGCUGUGGCAAUGGCGUUGACUAAGAUCGAGUCACUCGAAUUAGAGAUCUCUGCGCAGAGACA